AUGGCGGCGGCGGCGGCACCGGCGGCGUCUCUGUAUGUCGGGGAUUUGAAGGCGGACGUGACGGACGGCGAUCUGUUCGACUUGUUCUCGGAGUUCAACGUCGCGUCUGUUCGGGUCUGCCGCGAUUCGUCCACGGGCCGGUCGCUCUGCUAUGGCUACGUCAACUUCCUCUCUCAUCAGGACGCCAUCCGUGCUAUUGAGGAGAAAAACCAUUCCUCGUUGAAGGGGAGAGCAAUAAGGGUUACAUGGUCGCAUCGUGAUCCUGAUGCUAGAAGAAGUGGAGUUGGAAAUGUCUUUAUCAAGAAUCUGAGCGAAUCAAUCGAUUGCAUUAAGCUCCAAGAAAUGUUUCAGAAGUUUGGCAACAUAUUAUCAUGUAAAGUUGUCACUUCUGAUGAUGGAAAAAGUAAAGGUUAUGGCUUUGUCCAAUUUGAAUCGGAAAACUCUGCAAAAGCUGCUAUUGAGGAGCUUAAUGGGUCAACUAAUGAAGGCAAACAAAUGUUUGUGGCUAAGUUCAUGAAAAAGAGUGACCGAGCUAAUCUUAGUUACGAAGAGAAGUACACGAAUCUGUAUGUGAAGAAUUUGGAUGCAAGUUUCUCUGAAGAAGACCUCAGGGAGAAGUUCUCAAAAUAUGGAAAAGUUGUAAGCCUAGUCAUAUCAAAGGAUGAGAAUGGUGCAUCCAGAGGAUUUGGGUUUGUCAACUUUGAGAACCCCGGUGAUGCCAAACGUGCAGUGGAAGCUUUCCAUGGAUCAAAACUUGGAUCAAAGGUCUUGUAUGUUGCCCGAGCACAGAAGAAAUCUGAACGAGAGGAAAUCUUACGCCGAAAGUUUGAGGAGAAAAGGAAGGAAUGGCUCCUCAAAUACCAGGCGUCGAAUGUCUAUGUGAAGAAUAUUGACGAUGAUGUUACAGACGAUGAGCUGAAGCAACAUUUUAGCAAAUGUGGGACAAUUACGUCCGAAAAGAUUAUGCGAGAUGACAAAGGAGUGAGCAAAGGGUUUGGAUUCGUUUGCUUCUCCACCCCAGAGGAGGCCAAUAAAGCUGUUUAUACUCUGCAUGGUUUAGUUUUGCGUAAAAAGCCCUUGUAUGUGGCGAUUGCUCAGAGGAAAGAGGACAGACAAGCACAAUUGCAGCUCAUGCAUAUGCAACGGAUGGUGGGAUUAGGGGGGCCAUCAACUAUUUUUCCUGGCGGAUACUCUCAUUUCUAUUACCCAGCUUCUAGUGUUGUUCCUCAAUUUCCUGCACAAAGUGCUGUUGUGUAUCAGCCUAGGGGAAUCAGGCCUGGAUGGAGGGCUAAUGCUGUUUCGAAUACUUCUGGACCGGGAGUCCGUCCAUCUCCAGGCGCAUUGGCACCUAAUAAUCCAAGACCUCACAGACAGAACAGAGGAAGGUUGAAUGGCCAUGAUUUUCAACAGGGUUCUGCGUUGCCACAUGCAUCACAUUUGCAGCAGGCUAAUGACUCAAGGAACCAUAAGCCUAUCGUAUUUGGUGCUGGACUGAGUGCUGGGGGCUCACAGGUGUUGAGUACCUUGCUUGAUUCAGCUUCUCCCGAGCAGCAGAAGCAUAUACUUGGCGAGCAUCUUUAUCCACUUGUUGCUCAUCAUCAGCCUGAUCUUGCAGCAAAGAUAACAGGAAUGAUUUUGGAGAUGGACAAUUCUGAGUUGCUACUGCUAUUGGAUUCACCAAAGGCGCUAGAAGCCAAGGUCCAAGAGGGAGUUGAAGUGCUCAAAAUUUCCAAGUCUAAAGUCUCGACCAAGCAUGACUCACUUCGUUCGAAAGGUCGGGAAGAUGUCUUUCGGCCGGCACGAGGUAGGAGACUGCAAGGAAAACCACGGCACCCACCCUGGCCGGAGAGAGGGCGUCGCGGUGAGAAUUGCCGCCUACCCUCUCCCACACUAGGGCAACAAGUGGGGCGGACGAGACAUCAGCUACUUUGGCCAUGGUCAGAACAUGCUCGGACCUGCGCUGCCGACGAGAAAAGGGGGGCCUGA
Molecule: messenger RNA, 1986 nt
Organism: Striga hermonthica
Lineage: Eukaryota; Viridiplantae; Streptophyta; Magnoliopsida; Lamiales; Orobanchaceae
Source: the annotation of a GenBank genome assembly